ACGUGUCUGGCAGCACUAUCGUGUCGGUUUGGAAUCCUGACGCCGUUUGAAUGCGGCGCGCGGCCCCUCGUCUGUUUCCCCCCCUCCCCCGUCCCCGACACUCACAACGGCCGCCGGGGGGAACGUCUGACUGAGGCAGGGCUUCCGCACGCUGUGGGUACGCAGUGAUUUGUCCCUGCUAAGGAUGAGUUUGUGACUUUGAGGAGCAGUUGGUGCACGUUUGCUCGGGAGUAUGACUGGUUGGCCAUGGUCCUCAACUCAUUGCUGAAGUUGGUUCAGAGGCAGACUUACACCUGCCUGUCCCAUCAAUAUGGCCUUUUCCUCUGCUUUGCAGGGUUAGUGCUCAUGAUUGUGUCUGGCUUUCAGUUUGGCGAGGUUGUCUUGGAAUGGAGCAGAGACCAAUAUCAUGUCAUGUUUGAUUCUUAUCGUGACAAUGUGGCUGGAAAAUCAUUCCAAAAUAGGUUGUGUCUGCCAAUGCCAAUUGAUGUGGUCUAUACAUGGGUGAAUGGUACAGACCCUGGUUUGCUGAAGGAACUGCACGAAGUGCGGGAACAGAUGAAGAAAGACCAGCAAACACUGAAAGAGAGUCUUGGAAAUGCCACAGAAGCCACUAAGCAAAGUGAGAAGCAGCCAGAAUGCUUGUUAUCGCAAUGUGUUAAGGGACCAAUGAUUGUUUUGGAUCCAAGUUUACCAGCAAAUAUUACAGUCAAGGAACUGCCUUCGCUGUACCCUUUCCUUCAGGCUGUAAAACAAAUAUUGCAAAUACCAAAGCUGAAAAAUCCAUUAUCCAAUAUUACUGUAAUCAUGUUUGAUAAUCUAAAAGAAGUGGAUGAUGCGCUUUCAGCAAUACAGAAGCAAAAUGAUAAACUUCUGGGAUGGAGAGGCUAUCUGACCACAGACAAAGAAUCACCUGGGUCAGUCCUAAUGCAAAAUCUUGCUUUUCUAAGUGGCUUUCCAGCAACAUGCAAAGAAGAGGAACAACUUCGAGCCAAACUCCCACCAGUUGUUACUGACAAAAUGAAACAGCUACAAUUGUAUUCUGAAACUGGUGUUGUGUUACUGCUGCUUAAUGAUCCCAGGGAUUUUGUGGAGCUAACUAAACAACCCAAGAACAACAUGACUAUAGAAGGAAAAGAGAUCACAAUCAGCCCUGUAUAUUUAUUGUGGGACCUCAGCACCAUCAGUCAGUCCAAGCAGGAUGAUGAUAUUUCAGCCAGUCGAUUUGAGGAUAACGAAGAAUUACGAUAUUCUUUGCGCUCUGUGGAAAGAUAUGCACCUUGGAUUCGACACGUAUUUAUUGUGACAAAUGGUCAAAUUCCCUCCUGGUUAAACUUGGACAAUCCUCGUGUUACAAUAGUAACGCACCAGGAAAUUUUCAGAAAUGUUAGCCAUUUGCCAACAUUCAGUUCCCCAGCUAUUGAAACGCACCUGCACAGGAUACCAGGUCUUUCUCAAAAGUUCAUUUAUCUAAAUGACGAUGUAAUGUUUGGAAAGGAAGUGUGGCCUGAUGAUUUCUACUCUCAUUCUAAUGGACAAAAGGUUUAUCUCACGUGGCCAGUUCCAAAUUGUGCUGAUGGAUGUCCAGGGUCCUGGAUUAAAGAUGGCUACUGUGAUAAAGCUUGCAAUAAUUCAGCUUGUGAGUGGGAUGGAGGUGAUUGUCUUGGUAACACUGCAGGUUCUCGUGGCGGAGGUGCUGGAGGAGUGUUGAAUGUACAGGCCUGGCAGUUUGCUGGAGGAUUCCCUGGAGUAACAUAUUGCAACCAAGGUUGUGCCAACUCCUGGCUGGCUGACAAGUUUUGUGAUCAAGCUUGUAAUGUCUUAUCAUGUGGGUUUGAUGCUGGUGAUUGUGGGGAAGAGCACUUUGACCGGAUGUAUGAUGUAAAUCUCCAGCUUAAUCAGACUCAUUACGUGCUUCCGAAAGGUGAGGCUUUGCCUUAUUUCCGUUUUGGGGCCUUGGCUAACAAAAUUACAGAGGCAUCAUUCACAGAUAAUGCUAUAGUUCGUCAUGCUUCCGUGGCCAACAAAUGGAAGACUAUUCACUUGAUCAUGCAUAGAGGAAUGAAUGCAACUACAAUCCAAUUCAAUUUGACUUUGCUGGAUAAAAGUGACAAGGAGUUUAAAAUGCACCUCAGUAUAGAAGCUGACACCAGAGAAGAUCAGAAAUCAAACCAAACUGUCAAUUCAAAGAAGCAAGAAAGGGCUCAAAAUUACACUGAAGCACCAUCAGAAAUGGAAAUUCAAUUCAAAGAUAUUGCUGAAGAGCUACAAUUCCCCAAAAUUCAAAAAAGGACUUUAGAUGAGUUGAGUAUCAACCUUCUAAUGGAUCUUCAGCUUAUUGACACACCCCAACUGCCUGCUGAUAUUCAGAAAGCACUGAGAGAGUUGGACGUAAAGCUAGAAGCUGGUGAUAUCACACUUAAAGGGUACAAUCGAACGAAGGUGUUGAUUUUGGAACCGUUCAGAAAACUUGUACAUUCUUCACAGCAAAAUGGUACUAAAUACACUGUCGCUAGGCAUAUAGAAAAUAUUGCUUUAGAAAAGAAUGUAGGCUUAUUGGAAAAGGAAGUUGCAGGUGAAGGACAUAUUGAAGAGAAUGAUGCUAAGAAUCCCCUAACAAAAAAACAAAUUGAGAAUGGGGAGGUUCGAAGAAAUGGACAAGCCAGUGAUCAAGUGUCUGUAAAUUCCUUGCUUUCAAUGAAACUAAAUAAUCUGUUAAAAAGCUCUUCUAAAGAUGCAUCAGAGCUCCAAAAAGCUGUGGUCAAACCAAUGACAUCUCAGAAAAUACUUAAUAUUCUUAUACCAAAUGAUAGCAGCAAGUUUAAACAAGAUCAGAAUGUGAGGGGAAAAGAAGGGAACUUCAAACAUCAAGAGCAAAGAUUCCUAAAAGAAGCUAAUGCUGAGGCUGCAGAAAUUGAAAUAAAAAACAUCCCAGGACACGCCAAUAGAAAGCUGCAGUAUCACGCUGGAAGUAAUGCUGGCUUUUUACCUUGGGAAAAGCAAGGAUAUUUCCAAGAUCUCAUAGAAGAGGAUGCAAAACUCGAGAAAGCAUUUGCAUACCACACUGACAGUAAUCAUGUGGGAAGAAAACUUAAAGACACAUUUGCAGACUCACUGCGCUAUGUAAAUAAACUUCUCAAUACUAAGUUUGGAUUUGCUUCGAGAAAAGUUCCUGCCCAUAUGCCUCAUAUGAUUGACCGAAUUAUCAUGGAUGAUCUUCAAGCAAUGUUUCCAGAGGCAUUUGACAAGACCUCUAAUCAUAAAGUGCGUCACUCUGAAGACAUGCAGUUUGCAUUUUCAUAUUUUUAUUAUGUAAUGAGCGCACUACAGCCAUUAAACCUUUCUGAUGUUUUUGAUGAAGUUGACACUGAUCGAUCGGGAAUCCUCUCUGAUCGAGAAAUCCGGACGCUAGCAACGAGGAUUCAUGAACUCCCACUGAGCUUGCAGGACCUGACUGGUCUGGAACAGAUGCUCAUUAAUUGCUCUAAGAUGCUUCCCACAAAUGCUACUCAAAUUGACAAAGUCCCUCCCACCCUGGAGGCAUAUUAUGACCCAAACCUGCCACCAGUGACCAAAGGACUUGUAAUGAACUGCAGACCCAUUACUGACCGUAUUCGCAAGGCUUACAAGGAUAAAAAUAAGUACAAGUUUGAAAUCAUGGGAGAAGAAGAAAUUGCCUUUAAAAUGAUUCGUACUAAUGUUUCUCAUGUUGUUGGUCAAUUGGAUGACAUCAGAAGAAACCCAAGGAAAUUUGUUUGUUUAAAUGAUAACAUUGACCAUAAUCAUAAGGAUGGAGCUACAGUGAAAGCCGUGCUUCGAGAUUUCUAUGAAUCAUUGUUCCCCGUGCCAUCCCAGUUUGAACUUCCAAGGGAGUACCGUAACAGAUUUCUCCAUAUGCAUGAGCUUCGGGAAUGGAGGGCUUACAGAGAUCAGUUGAAGUUCUGGACGCACUGUGUACUGGUGACACUAAUUAUCUUCACAGUUUCUUCUUUUUUUGCUGAACAGCUGAUUGCACUAAAACGAAAACUUUUUCCAAGAAGACGGAUGUACGUGAAUGUUGCUGCAGAUCGAAGCAGUGUGUAGAAAAUGAGAACACCGAUCUCCCUCAGUUCUUAAUCUGGAAUUCAGACAGCUGGCCAGCAACAAUGAAAAACAUUUUGGCAGUGAUUAAUCACCGAAUGAAAACAAAUCCACCAACUGAAUUAAGGAAAUCCACAAGAAUCUAUCAGCGUACCAAAGGGGAAUUGAAUUCUUCGCUAAUCACCAUGUUAUGUACCUGAAAUGUACAGCUCCAGAAAAUGAGGAUCAUUGCAGAAACAGGGAUGAUGAGAUCUCAGUGGCUGGUUGUCGGCUGCCUGGGUUUAGCAGUGUUUAGACCCUUGACAUUUUAACCUGAACCAAAGUUAUUGGAAGCAGGCAGAUAAAUCGAAAGAGUAUGUCACUGGGAAACAAUGACAAAACUUGAGCUCACAAAAGAAACUGAUGGACCUUCUUUCUAAAUCAGUUACUCAAGUGCCAUUCCAUGCCAAAUGAACUGACAUCCUUCAUGGACAUCAUGUUGUGGAUGGUGGGCUGGGCUACUGCACUAUUAAAGAACACAAAUACCUUUUUGCCAUGUGCUAAAUUGUGAAAGAAAGAUAUUGUGGCAUUUCUCUGCAGUGACCACAAAGGUUACAAAGAGCAAAGAUGGAAAACAGGUAUUAAUGAUGCUGCCAUAGUAUUUGCAAUGCACUCUCCAGCCAGUGUGGAGAACAAUAUAUUGUAUCACAAGACAUUGUGUGUUGUAGGUCCUUUAUGCACUGUACCCCAUGAAUGCAGCAGGCGUGCUGACCUGCUAUAACAUGGCAUUCUGCAGUUGUCCUUCCAAUUUCUACAUAAAAUGUCGGUAAAUGUAUUUUAACAGUCACAAAGUAGUUGAGUAUAAAAGAAUGAAUCUAACCUUCAUCAGUUAAAUGUUCUUCACACCUCACAGAAAUUCCCAAGUGCCUGUCUUGGUGUUACAUGUUUGUUUGUUUUGGAGAAGGUGAUUUCAACUUUUAUGAAUUGGCUAAAAUAAAUUUAUUCAUUUUUGUUUAGUUAACCUAUUUUUGAAGGGCGAAUGUUUUAUACAUUUAAGUAGCAGAGACCAAUCCCAUUGAAAUGUAAGAAAAUGUACCUUUUUUAAACUUUUGGUCUUUUAUUUAAAAUUAGGUUUUGGCAACAAGAAAUUUAAAAAAUAAAUCAGUAUCAGAAGCACAUAACAGUCUUUUGACUCUAAGUCAACAGACUUCACUUAACCAGGAUAACUUGUUCUCAUUUUUAACCAUCUUGUUUGGCGGGAUGUCAUUUUUUUUACAUAAGUUCUUGAAAUUGACACAAAUCAAUAAAUAGCUGUUUUAAAGCAGUAAAGGAUUCCCGGAAUAUCUCUUUAGCAUGGCUCUUUAGUCAUGUGUUAUUUUAAGUAACAAUCCCUUCAUUGGUUUGAAAAUGUAGAGAAGGUCUGCCACAUGUGGCUACUCUUCAGAUGAACGCAUUUGACAUCCUUUGAGCCAAUCAUAAUCCAUUCACCCUUGUCAUAAAUCUGGUCAGAGUAGACUAGCUACAAUCACAUAGCUUUGUCCAAAAUUUAACGCAGCUGUUUGUAAAUCUAAUCAUUUCCCUUUUUGUUUUUGUGAAGGGCAUGCUGUGUGAGUUCUUUUAAGAAGAACUGUUGCACAUUUUGAAGGCAGAAAUGUCACUCUAAAUAGGGAAUUUAUGAAGAAAGUUUACUGAACUUUGCAGACUUAAGUUUAGAUUCAAAGUAUCGCUGAACAAAUGUGAUGUAUGGGUAUUCAAAUGAUGAAAGCUUCAUUUGUGUAAAAAUGUGUGCUGCACUGUUGCAAAAUUAGAAGGAAUCUGUCUUGUGCCUGCACAAAAAAAUGAAAUGCACUCUUUGGACAAAUGUGGAAUAUUACAGAUUCUGGAAAUCUGAAAUAAAUACAAAAUAUUGGAAA
Molecule: messenger RNA, 5969 nt
Organism: Stegostoma tigrinum
Lineage: Eukaryota; Metazoa; Chordata; Chondrichthyes; Orectolobiformes; Stegostomatidae
Gene: gnptab
Product: N-acetylglucosamine-1-phosphate transferase subunits alpha and beta
Exons: 22
Coding region: 247-4080 (1277 amino acids)
Biological process (GO): N-glycan processing to lysosome; carbohydrate phosphorylation
Cellular component (GO): Golgi apparatus
Molecular function (GO): UDP-N-acetylglucosamine-lysosomal-enzyme N-acetylglucosaminephosphotransferase activity; calcium ion binding
Source: RefSeq, a predicted model, not a curated record